Molecule: messenger RNA, 351 nt
Organism: Acanthoscelides obtectus
Lineage: Eukaryota; Metazoa; Arthropoda; Insecta; Coleoptera; Chrysomelidae
Source: the annotation of a GenBank genome assembly
CAUCCAGACAAAUAUUCAAAUGUGAAACCGAGCUGUGUUCUUAGUGCCUUUUGUGAACCUGUACACUUUUUAGUAAACGCGGUCCAGGAUAUUUGUAUAGAGGUAGCCGUCUAGGACUGCGACAACAUACCAGAAAUCGAAUGCCUGUGUACCGGAAGACCACCCCAAGCAUGCUUCGGAUGAUUCUCCAGUCUAGGUUGUCCAGUGCACAUGCCAGCUUAGGUACUGCCAUUUUUCUCAGGUCCUCGGCAAGCAACACUUCUCUAAGAGAACACAAAGCGUUCCAGACAUCCUAGUAUUUCGGUUUCGGAUACGAAGCUUUCUUGGUAACCAGAUAGAAGAUCUUUCGGU